This is a messenger RNA of Trematomus bernacchii (emerald rockcod), 2484 nucleotides long. RefSeq names its product protein FAM177A1-like. The record is from RefSeq and is a predicted model, not a curated record. Lineage: Eukaryota; Metazoa; Chordata; Actinopteri; Perciformes; Nototheniidae. The coding region runs from base 80 to 751 and encodes 223 amino acids. The transcript is spliced from 5 exons.
CACUUCCGGGUUCAGCGGUGCGGAGGAGAGGCGUCGCGUUGAGGGCGCAGCAUCCAGAGAUACAAAGAGGACGGCGACAAUGGCAGAUAUAUCUCUGUAUCUCACCAACGUUAAUGUGUCGAUAGGACAGAACAUGGAGGUGCAGCAGGUUCAGAGCCCUGUUGGGGGCUUUGAGAGUGUGGAGCUGGGGGAGCUGGACCGGAGAGAGGAGCAGCAGCGGAGGGAGAAAGCCCCCCGCAGGAUCAUCCACUUCUCCAGCGGGGAGACCAUGGAGGAGUACAGCACCGACGAGGAGGAGGGGGAGGACAAGGAGCCGGAGCGGGAGGACCUGCUGUCCUCCUCGGUCGAUGCGGUGAGGUCAAAGUUGACCUGGGGUCCAUACGUGUGGUUUCACAUGUGGAGAGCUGCCAACUCAACCAUCUCAGCCUGUGACUACCUGGGAGAGAGGAUGGCCUCCCUCUUCGGGAUUACAUCGGCCAAAUAUCAGUAUGCUAUCGAUGAGUACUACAGGAUGAAGAAAGAGAGGGAGGAAGAGAAAGAGGAGACCCGCCUGUCAGAGGAGGCAGAACGAUCCUUCGAACAGGAGCUCUCUCAGGAAGAAGAAGAAGAAGAAGAAGAAGACGAGCCAAUCACCAUGAGCGAUCAGCAGGAGGAAGCCCCGCCUCCUCUUGAUGUGACCUAUCAGAUCGAGAAUGAGAAUCGGGCCCCUUCCAGCACCUUCACAGUCCCUGUUUUGGUAACGGCAACUUAACUGACCCUAGCGAUGGACAUUUGCGCUGUAAUUUCUGUGUGUUUGUUAAAGGAGGAACACCGUCUUGUUUCACAGAGCACCGUUUGGUUUGUGUACGUCCACACGGUUCAUGAUGGGCGGUGCUGCUGCAUUGUGGGUGUUUGGCCAGGACAGCAGUGGUCCCUUUGCAACAGUGUAGUAAUUGUUAAAGUAACUGCUGGAUAAUGGAGCACCAUAUUUGGACUUCAGUAUGAGAAUGUAUCAGAACAUUUUACAUUAUGUGCCAAUUUAUCUGCCAAUACAUAGGUUUGUUUCCAUCGUCUAGUACGCCAGUUUCCAUUACGGUAGCACUUUCUAUGACGCCCAUGUCUGUAAUGCAUUUUUAACAUACUCAUAAUGUGUUAUAAUGGGCUUUUUUAUUUAUAAGGACUAAAUAAGAAUUUAUAACAUUUUAACUAAAACCAUAACCUAUAAUGAACAGAGUUCCCGUGAAGAAUUGGUGUUAAUUGGUAUCAAAAUGUCUUAAGAACGCUCAACACAGGAAGUAGAAGUUUAUCAAUUGUGUCGCAUUUUAACAUUUCAAAAUAAUAGGUAAAUUAUUGGUAAUUCUCGAAAUGUGCUUAAGCUUAAGGAUAUCUUUAUGACUUUUGCUGGACGUCUUCAUACAGUAUAUCAUAUUAUUGUCUGAUAUUCCAAUACAGUUAAAUCUUUAAAUAAUGCAUUAUAAUGCUUUGUUAAGUGGUCAGUGUUUGCUUUAACUAAAGUGAAAAGAAAUCAUAAAAUCUAUGCAUGAACAACACACACAUUAUGAUUUGUUUUUAACUUUACUUAAAGCAACAAUAAGCACUUGAGUCACUUAUAAUGACAUUAACAGUAAGUACAAUACAUUACUUAGAUGGUAUUGUAUUAAAGCUAUGGGAAUCAUAUCACACUGCAAAAAGAUAGGUUAGAAAAAUGGGUUCACGUGCUUAAAACUAUUAUUAUGCUGUUUUCGAAUCAAAUUAUAACACAUUAUACUAAGUAUUGAAAGUCGCCCAGUAGCGGUUGCAUUAUCAGUUGCUACAGCAGCCUCUUGUAGGUGAACGUCUGCUGGUCAGUGAAGGUUACAUGUUGCUCCCUGUGCCUCUGAUCGACCGGACACUGUGCCUAAAUCACCAACACAGCCAAGUCAGUGACCCAUCUGGACAAAGCAUAUCUUUCACAAUGAUUUUUAAGUGUUUGAAGAUUUAAAAUAACCCAUUGGUUGAAGUUUGCAUGCACAUCAACUGUUUUGUCCAGAUGGGGUCAAACUGGUGCAUUGUUGCUUGCUACACCUGGCUGCACCUCCCUCACAUGUUCAUUUUCUCUCUGUGUUUUUGUAUUGAUGCUUAUUAAGCGUGUAUUGCACUCGAUGUCUGUGUGGAAGCACUGACUGAUUUUAGCCUUGGUUAUCAAAUCAUCUGUGGACUACGAGAAGGACCAACAUUUUGUUUUUGAAAAAAACAUGAAAACGGGUUUUAUUUGUUCUGUGUUGCUCUUAUUAUCCGCCUUAUCUACUAAGGACAUAGUGGAUGUGGUGUGUGAAGCCUUUGAUAAUGGCAGGGAGCAUUGCUACACCAAGUCUUUAUGAAGACUAUAAAAACAGUUUUUAGUAUGACUUUUGAUAUUUAAGUAUUUAUUUGACUGAACUGACGGAGCACUUAAUUUAAGCAUAUUUUAUAUUGAUUUAUUUAUUAACACUGUAAUUAACUGUUAAUAAAAUCUAAGUUAUUGUC